This is a messenger RNA of Echinops telfairi (small Madagascar hedgehog), 1083 nucleotides long. RefSeq names its product G protein-coupled receptor 15 (gene GPR15). The transcript has a single exon. Gene Ontology annotation, biological process: G protein-coupled receptor signaling pathway; immune response. The coding region runs from base 1 to 1083 and encodes 360 amino acids. The record is from RefSeq and is a predicted model, not a curated record. Gene Ontology annotation, molecular function: G protein-coupled receptor activity. Gene Ontology annotation, cellular component: membrane. Lineage: Eukaryota; Metazoa; Chordata; Mammalia; Afrosoricida; Tenrecidae.
AUGGAGCCAGAGGCAACCUUCACUUUUUUGGAUUACUCCUAUGCUACAAGCCCAAUUCCUGAUCGUGAGGAUGCCCCGUCCCAGGUUCCUUUCACAGCUGUCUUGCUGCCCAUCUUAUAUACCGUAGUGUUCUUGACUGGAGUGUUGGGGAACCUCGUCCUCAUUGGUGCUUUGCAUUUCAAACGGGGGAGCAGACGACUGAUUGACAUCUUCAUCAUCAACCUGGCUGCCUCCGACUUCAUUUUCCUCAUCACGCUGCCUCUCUGGGUGGAUAAAGAAGCAUCUUUAGGACUGUGGAGGACAGGCUCUUUCCUGUGCAAGGGCAGCUCCUACCUGAUCUCGGUCAACAUGCACUGCAGUGUCUUCCUGCUCACCUGCAUGAGCAUUGACCGCUACCUGGCCAUCAUGUGCCCAGUCGCGUCCAGGAGAUUCAGAAGGAGAGACUGUGCCUAUGGAGUGUGUGCCAUCAUCUGGUUCAUCUCCUGCCUCCUGGGACUGCCGACUCUUCUGUCCAGGGAGCUUACCCUGAUUGAUGAUAAGCUACAAUGUGCAGAAAAAGAAGCCACUUCAACUAAACUGACCUGGGCCUUGGUGGCCUUAAUUUUCACUUUUUUUGCCCCGCUGCUGAGCAUUGUGACCUGCUACUGCUGCAUUACAAGGAAACUGUGUGCCCAUUACCAUCGGUCAGGGCAACACACCCGAAAGCUGAGGAAAUCCAUAAAGAUCAUCUCUAUUGUAGUGAUCGCCUUCGUCUGCUCCUGGCUGCCCUUUAAUAUUUUCAAGCUCAUGGCCAUUGUGGCUAAGUUACAGAAAGGGUUCUACAUUUCUUCAGCCAUUCUCCAGCUGGGCAUGCAGGUGAGUGGACCCCUGGCAUUCACCAACAGCUGUGUCAACCCUUUCAUCUACUAUAUCUUUGACAGCUACAUCCACCGGGCCAUUGUGCACUGCCUGUGUCCCUGUCUGAAGAACUCUGAUGUGGGGAGCGGCACAGAGACCUCAGAGAGUCACCUCACUAAGGCUUUUUCCCACUUCGUUCACACGGAGGAUUUUGCUAGAAGAAGGAAGAGAUCCGUGUCCCUCUGA